This is a messenger RNA of Brassica oleracea var. oleracea, 2712 nucleotides long. RefSeq names its product cation/H(+) antiporter 17. NCBI's taxonomy places the organism in Eukaryota, Viridiplantae, Streptophyta, Magnoliopsida, Brassicales, Brassicaceae. The record is from RefSeq and is a predicted model, not a curated record. Bases 102 to 2573 code for a protein of 823 amino acids. Gene Ontology annotation, molecular function: antiporter activity. Gene Ontology annotation, cellular component: endomembrane system; membrane. The transcript is spliced from 4 exons. Gene Ontology annotation, biological process: proton transmembrane transport; regulation of pH.
CGCAUCCUCUGUAUCUAUCCAUAUCUCGUGUGAUCUAAUCUGUUUCACGGCAUCACUAAAUCAUCCUAAUAUGCGCUUUGUUCAAUAUAGAGCUAAAAGGUAUGGGAACAAACGAUGCAACAUGUUCAGGACCAAUGAAAGCAACCUCCAAUGGAGUCUUUCAAGGAGAGAAUCCUCUUCAUUACGCGUUGCCUCUUCUGAUACUCCAGAUCUGCAUCGUUCUUUUUCUCACUCGUGUUCUUGCUUUUCUCUUCCGUCCUCUCCGGCAACCACGUGUCAUCGCCGAGAUAGUGGGUGGAAUAUUACUUGGGCCAUCAGCUCUUGGGAAGAGCUCAAAGUUUCUCAGUACUGUUUUUCCAACAAAGAGCCUAACGGUGUUAGAAACACUUGCAAACCUAGGACUCCUCUUCUUCCUCUUCCUCGUUGGUCUCGAGCUUGAUCCCAAAUCCCUCAAGCGAACAGGAAAGAAAGCUCUCUCCAUCGCUCUAGCCGGAAUCACUCUCCCCUUCAUCUUUGGCAUCGGGACUUCGUUUGCUCUCCGUAGCUCCAUCGCUGAUGGUGUUAGCAAAGCUCCUUUCCUUGUCUUCAUGGGCGUUGCUCUCUCCAUCACAGCUUUUCCCGUUUUGGCUCGUAUCCUCGCUGAGAUCAAGCUUCUUACAACUGAUAUCGGAAAGAUUGCUUUGUCCGCGGCUGCGGUUAAUGACGUGGCAGCUUGGAUCCUACUUGCUCUAGCGGUGGCUCUCUCCGGCGACGGGAGCUCUCCUUUAACAUCUCUAUGGGUGUUUCUUGCGGGUUGCGGUUUUGUCGUGUUCUGUAUAUUUGCCGUGCAGCCAGGGAUGCAGUGGCUUGCAAAACGUUGUCCUGAAGGAGAACCGGUUAAAGAACAUUACGUGUGCCUCACGUUAGGUGUUGUUCUUGCUGCUAGCUUCGUGACGGACCUUAUUGGGAUUCACGCGCUGUUCGGUGCGUUUGUGAUCGGUGUUAUCUUUCCUAAAGAAGGUCAUUUCGCGAGUUCUUUGGUUGAGAAAGUUGAGGAUCUCGUGUCAGGUCUUUUCUUGCCGCUUUACUUCGUCUCCAGUGGUUUGAAGACAGAUGUGGCGACCAUACAAGGAGCUCAGUCUUGGGGACUAUUGGUUUUGGUUAUCUUUAAUGCUUGUUUUGGUAAGAUUGUCGGCACGGUGGUGGUUUCUCUUUACUGCAAAGUUCCUCUUGACGAGUCAUUAGCACUAGGUUUCUUGAUGAACACGAAAGGUCUUGUUGAGCUCAUUGUCCUCAACAUUGGUAGAGACAGAGGGGUUUUGAACGAUCAAGUUUUUGCUAUAAUGGUUCUAAUGGCUAUAGUCACCACGUUCAUGACGACUCCUCUAGUUUUAGCAGUUCAUAAACCGGGAAAAUCCUUAACCAAAGGGGAGUACAAUAACCGAACGGUCGAGGACACAAACCAGUCUAACAAACCGCUUUGUCUUAUGUUCUGUUUCCAGAGUAUAAUGAACAUUCCCACGAUAGUCAACCUCAUAGAAGCAUCACGAGGCACGAACCGUAAAGAAAGUCUAUCAGUCUACGCCAUGCAUCUCAUGGAGCUCUCGGAGAGAUCAUCAGCUAUACUAAUGGCACAUAAGGUCAGAAGAAACGGUCUCCCUUUCUGGAACAAGGACAAAACCGGGAACUCUUCCGACAUGGUGGUGGUCGCAUUCGAGGCUUUCCAGAGACUCAGCCGUGUCUCAGUGCGUCCAAUGACAGCAAUCUCAGCUAUGGCGACUAUACAUGAAGAUAUAUGCCGAAGCGCUGAAAGCAAACGCACCGCCAUGGUGAUUCUUCCGUUUCAUAAGCACGUUAGGCUUGACAGAACGUGGGAGACGACAAGGAACGACUACCGUUUGAUUAACAAGAAGGUUAUGGAGGAAGCUCCAUGUUCUGUCGCGAUUCUUGUUGAUCGUGGCCUUGGUGGUGCGACACGAGUCGCGUCCAGUGAUUUCACGUUAGUGAUAACGGUUUUGUUUUUUGGAGGGAAUGAUGAUCGCGAGGCGUUAGCGUUUGCGGUGCGGAUGGCGGAACAUCCUGGUAUAAGCCUAACCGUGAUUCGGUUUAUUCCUAGUGAGGAGUUUAAACCGGAAAACGUGAAGCUGGAGAUAACCGAAGAUCAAGCCGGUUCAUGUUCAGGGGAAACUAAGUUGACUGAUAUAGAAGCUAUAACCGAACUUAAAGCAAAGGUUAAAGAACAAGAAAGCUCUCGUUCUGAUUCAGACAUCGAAUCUAAGAUCAUUUACGAAGAUAAAAUCGUGAGAUGCCACGAUGAAAUUUGCGAGGUUAUAAAAGAAUGUUCAAGAAGCAAUCUUUUCUUGGUGGGGAAGUCACCGGAAGGUUCGGUGGCGUCGGGGUUAAACGUGGUAAGAAGCGACACGCCGGAGCUUGGGCCUGUCGGGAAUUUAUUAACUUCAAGUGAAAUUGUUUCCACGUCCGCGUCGGUGUUGGUGGUGCAACAGUAUGUAGCAAGUUGUGAUUCUCCGGCUGUGGGAGUUCUGAAGAGGACCACGAAAGGAGUGUUGCCGGUUGAGGAUUUCAAGAGUCCUUAGGGGAUUGUCUUUGUGAUUCCAAGAUUCGAAAGGUCAAAAGAAUUGGCUUGUAUAAUAACAUCUGUUUCAUAUUGUAAGAUAUUAAAUGUGAAUGUAUGAUUUCUGUGUUAAAAAAUACAUAUGAUCUCUAUAUAUAUGG